GUCAGAAUCAAAAAGUUCAGCGUCGCUUUCACAGCUGCUGAAGUCACAUCAGAAGAAACAAGCUGACAUCAAACGUCAAAAUGCUAUGCAAAGACGCCACUACGGCUGCAAGCGAGCUGAACGACACCCUGACAAAUACGAUUAAUGAACGGAUAUCGGAGGUGUUCGUGAAACAAAAGGAGAUCGAGCAAGAAAGUCGAAAGUUGUCCAAUCAGACCUCAAGGUAUGCAAAGCAGACUAAACAAUGGAUACAGACGAUCGAUAGCUUCAACAGCGCAUUGAAGGAACUCGGAGAUGUGCAGAACUGGGCCGAGGUCAUGGAAAGUGAUAUGCGAGGCGUCAUGGCAACGUUGGAACUUGUGCACAAAGGAACUUUAGAGGAAACUACUCCUCCCACAUCGAGAGCUUAGUUGGAUUGAAGGUAGAACACAUGUAAAUAAAUGGAAUGUAACAAAG
Molecule: messenger RNA, 456 nt
Organism: Umbelopsis ramanniana AG
Lineage: Eukaryota; Fungi; Mucoromycota; Umbelopsidomycetes; Umbelopsidales; Umbelopsidaceae
Exons: 5
Coding region: 81-410 (109 amino acids)
Biological process (GO): endosomal transport
Cellular component (GO): BLOC-1 complex
Source: RefSeq, a predicted model, not a curated record